CAGCAGAACCAUGUUCUCUCUCAGUGUCCUCCUGCUUACCUUGGUGCUUCUGAACUCCAGAUUGCUGAUAUCUGCAGAGACUGUAGUUACAUGUGAUGGGUUUGUCCAGCGUCUCAGUUGUGAUACUGGGGUGAUCAGUGUACAAUCAGCAACCUGUGGCCGCACAAGCAGCCAAAUUUGCAGCAUUGGACGACCACCAUCUGAGACAUCUUAUACUCAGUGUUCAAUAGAUGUCACUGCGGUCUUCAAACGGUGUAAUGGACUGAGAGAGUGCGAGUUAAACACUCAAGGACUGGCACCAAAAGAUCCAUGUUUUGGCACCUACAAGUACUACACUACCAACUACAUUUGCAUCCCAGCAGAAACAAGUGUGACUUGUCACGGUGGAUACAGUUAUUUGAAAUGUGAAAAUGGUAAGAUUCAGAUAAAUACUGCAAACUAUGGACGUACAGAUAAAACCACUUGCUCUGAAGGACGUCCAUCCGAACAGCUCCAAAACACCAACUGCUAUUCACCCAAUGCACUGGCUCCUGUGUCCAAAAGUAUCUGGAAGACUGUAGUUACAUGUGAUGGGUUUGUCCAGCGUCUCAGUUGUGAUACUGGGGUGAUCAGUGUACAAUCAGCAACCUGUGGCCGCACAAGCAGCCAAAUUUGCAGCAUUGGACGACCACCAUCUGAGACAUCUUAUACUCAGUGUUCAAUAGAUGUCACUGCGGUCUUCAAACGGUGUAAUGGACUGAGAGAGUGCGAGUUAAACACUCAAGGACUGGCACCAAAAGAUCCAUGUUUUGGCACCUACAAGUACUACACUACCAACUACAUUUGCAUCCCAGCAGAAACAAGUGUGACUUGUCACGGUGGAUACAGUUAUUUGAAAUGUGAAAAUGGUAAGAUUCAGAUAAAUACUGCAAACUAUGGACGUACAGAUAAAACCACUUGCUCUGAAGGACGUCCAUCCGAACAGCUCCAAAACACCAACUGCUAUUCACCCAAUGCACUGGCUCCUGUGUCCAAAAGCUGCAAUGGUCUGGAAAGUUGUGAGGUGUUUGCGACACAUACAGUCUUUACUGAUCCCUGCUUUGGCAUAUACAAGUACCUCGCGAUCUCUUACUUUUGCCUCCCACCUGGAGUUCGUUCAAGUUUGGUCUGUGAACAUGAGACGAGUGCUCUGAACUGUGAUGAUGGGACUGUCAUAUGCGUUCACAGUGCUAACUACGGCCGAACUGACAGCAGCACGUGCUCUACUGGACGACCUGCUUCUCAGCUUGCCAAAACUGAUUGCUACGCCUUAAAUUCACAGACAGUAGUCACUAGUGGAUGUGAAGGGAAAAACAGCUGCUCCAUAUUGGCCUCCAACAGUGUCUUCUCGGAUCCAUGUGUCGGUACAUUCAAGUACCUGUACAUCUCAUACUCCUGCGUGUCUAAGUGUAAGUGUGACUGUACAGAGCAAUGA
Messenger RNA from Sinocyclocheilus grahami, 1453 nucleotides. Its product is annotated as rhamnose-binding lectin-like. The record is from RefSeq and is a predicted model, not a curated record. Gene Ontology annotation, molecular function: carbohydrate binding. The coding region runs from base 11 to 1453 and encodes 480 amino acids. The transcript has 17 exons. NCBI's taxonomy places the organism in Eukaryota, Metazoa, Chordata, Actinopteri, Cypriniformes, Cyprinidae.